Molecule: messenger RNA, 405 nt
Organism: Rotaria socialis
Lineage: Eukaryota; Metazoa; Rotifera; Eurotatoria; Philodinida; Philodinidae
Source: the annotation of a GenBank genome assembly
AUGGAUCCCUUGCUUGGUUCAUCAUCUAGCCAUCCACAAGCACAUACGCGUUUUUCAUCUAUGACUGACAGUAGUUCUGGUAUGAGAUCACGAUGUUAUCAUCCUUAUAAUUAUCCACGUAUAGAUCCUUCUUCUCAUCCAAUGAAUUUAAAUGAUAAUCAAUCAUCAUCAUCACAAUCAAUUACUAAUGCAUCUGUUCCAGCAGCAAUGUCAAUUCAAGAAUUAAAUAUUGAAAAUUUAGGUUCCGAUGGGGCACCAAGUGAACGACAAACAGGUGCAAUUGGAAAUAUUUCUGAUCCUCAACAUCAACAAUAUUUAUUCAAUGAUCCAUUAUAUCUUUCAAUACUACAUGAUAUACAAAUACCACCAUCAAACCAUGAUAUUAAUGAUGAACCACCUUAUUGA